Messenger RNA from Blumeria graminis f. sp. triticale, 708 nucleotides. The record is from the annotation of a GenBank genome assembly. Lineage: Eukaryota; Fungi; Ascomycota; Leotiomycetes; Helotiales; Erysiphaceae.
AUGCGACUUCUCGGAACUCUCGCAGCUGUCCCCUGUGUCUUCUCGGUCUACGUCGCUGGGGAACAUGGGUAUCUCUGCUCGGAUGCUGAAGGAACUACAAACACAACCUAUGAUCAAGCUCUCGUGGAGAAAAGUGUGACGGAUGCAUGUCUUCCAGACAGCGAGCUGUCCGCGGCCGAACUCGCGGCAAACGUCGAGGCGAAGAAGUAUCCUCAGGUCUGGGUUAACUCGGAAGAUUAUGGCUUUAACGAGACCGUUUUACUUUGGAAAUACCAAGGAAACAGCUCUGAGUCUCUAGAAGAGGCUGAUGUCCUUGUUUUUACCAACAAAUCCUGUGACAUUCUGGGAUUACUACAGACAUCCGAUGACCAGUAUACGAUCUGCAAAGAUGUGAAGGAACAAAAUGACAAGAAAACAAGCUCAGAGAUUCUUUCUAAAAAGCCUCGACCCGGUAUUUUCAGUGGUUGGAUAUAUGGUGACAUGCACAAUGGAAGGGGCUUCACUUCCGAUGACGCUAUAACCAUUCCACAACCUCAUUACGAUGACUUCGACUCUCAGGGGCGGCGUAUUCCUAGGCCGAUCGCGCCUCAACCAUACCCUGGACAGGGAGGUGGACCACCUCCAAGUAUGUCACGGCCUCCGCGGGGACCACCGCCUUUGCAGGGCCCACCAAGUAGUUGCGGACCCGGUGGCUGCCCACCACGUUAA